Messenger RNA from Drosophila hydei, 1096 nucleotides. RefSeq names its product mitochondrial mRNA pseudouridine synthase Trub2. Gene Ontology annotation, molecular function: RNA binding; pseudouridine synthase activity. The transcript has 3 exons. Gene Ontology annotation, biological process: pseudouridine synthesis; RNA processing. Lineage: Eukaryota; Metazoa; Arthropoda; Insecta; Diptera; Drosophilidae. The record is from RefSeq and is a predicted model, not a curated record. Bases 93 to 1046 code for a protein of 317 amino acids.
CACUAACUAAUAUAUCGCUUGAACAGCUAGCGACUUUUAAUUUCAAACAAUAACAUGCUGAGGUCUUAAUUUUUAUAUAAUUCAUCUUAAUUAUGACGCUGACAAAGGUCUACGAUGCGGCCACUGUGUUUAAGCACUUAAAUGGCAUUAUCAACGUUUACAAGCCUGCUGGCAUGAAAGUUAAACAUGUGCGCAAUGCCAUAUUAAGCAACAUAUGCAAAGGACUGAAUGAACUGAAACAACGAGAGCCACGUAAACUGCCAAAUGACAUGCGGCUGCUGGGCUCCGGCGCUGCCACAGACACAGUACUGCAUAAAAUAGCCGCCAACUCUGAUCUUUCGGAUCACAUAUUGGCCAGUGGACCUCGUUACCUGCCAGGUGAUAUUCGUUGCGCACCUGUCGGCACAUUAGGUGACCACACAAGCGGCGUAUUGUUGUUUGGUCUAAACAAGGGACUGCAGCAGUCGAGCCUCAUCCAGCGGAAUCGUCCAGUGCGGAUUUACCAUGUGACUGCUCGAAUGGGCACAGCCACAGAGAAUCAUCUGCCCGACUCACGAGUGACUGUGCGCGCUAAUCAUCGACACCUAACACCGGAACGCAUUAGCGGAUUAGCAUCCUCCAUGCAGGCUUCACAUCAGCGGAAAAUGUACGAGUUGUGCGGCGUCGACUUACAGACGCAGGCGGCCUACGAGUUGGCCUGCAAGGGACUACUGCGACCCGCCGACAAUAGUCAGCCCGUUAUCUAUGGCAUUAAACUCAUACACUUUAACAGACCUCACUUUACGCUCGAGCUGCACACAAUCAACGAGAAUGAACAGUAUAUGGCAGCCCUGAUCCACGACAUGGCUAUAGAAUUACGUACAGUGGCUCACUGUUCACAGCUGCGUUGCAUACGCCACGCCCACUUUGAUGUGACCGAAAGCCUGCUGCGACACGGCUGGCAUCUACCGGGCAUCAUGAAGAACCUGCGACUGCAGCAAAAUGUGCUCAAAGCACAUCCACAGCUAUUGGACCAGCAACGCGUGGAUCUACAUGCUGCUCAGUAGUAAAUUAAAUAGCUUUUUAUAAACAUAAGUAAUGGAAAUGUAAAUAUAAG